This is a messenger RNA of Torulaspora delbrueckii, 1263 nucleotides long. RefSeq names its product mRNA (guanine-N7)-methyltransferase (gene ABD1). Gene Ontology annotation, cellular component: nucleus. The transcript has a single exon. Gene Ontology annotation, biological process: 7-methylguanosine mRNA capping. NCBI's taxonomy places the organism in Eukaryota, Fungi, Ascomycota, Saccharomycetes, Saccharomycetales, Saccharomycetaceae. Bases 1 to 1263 code for a protein of 420 amino acids. Gene Ontology annotation, molecular function: mRNA 5'-cap (guanine-N7-)-methyltransferase activity. The record is from RefSeq and is a predicted model, not a curated record.
AUGGUUGCCAAGCCAGAGAAGCCAAUAUGGAUGUCUCAAGAAGAUUAUGACCGUCAAUAUGGUAGCUUCAAUGAACACGUUGAUGCGGUAGAAGCUAAGGUUACACCUCCAAAACCUGCGACAGAGCCAGUAAAUAAUCUGCAAACAGAUCCAGGAGCUUCUAAUGACGAAACCGAGGUGGCAAAGCCAGUUUUUAAGAUACAAAAACGUAGACAUGCCAGAUUUGAUCAUGAAGAGAGACAGAAACAACUACGAGCUCAGAAAAUACGUGAAGAGCAAUUAAAGAAACAUGAGAUUGAAUUAGCUGCCAAUCGAACUAUCAAUGUGGAUCAGAUCGUGAGACAACAUUAUAACGAGAGAACAUUCAUUGCCAAUAGGUCCAGAAGAAACCUUUCGCCCAUCAUCAAGCUGCGUAACUUCAAUAACGCCAUUAAGUAUAUGCUGAUCGAUAAGUAUGCUAAGGGCGGCGAUGUUGUCUUGGAGCUGGGAUGCGGCAAAGGUGGAGACCUAAGGAAAUAUGGGGCAGCAAACAUCUCUCAAUUCAUCGGAGUCGAUAUAUCGAAUGCAUCAAUUCAAGAAGCACACAAGCGGUACCAAUCCAUGAAAAAUCUAUCAUUCCAAGUCAUUUUAAUAACAGGUGACUGCUUUGGUGAGUCACUUGGAGUUGCAGUCGAGCCAUUUCCUGAUUGCAAAUUUCCUUGUGACCUGGUCUCUGUGCAGUUCUGUUUGCACUACGCUUUUGAAACAGAGGAAAAGGCCAGAAGAGCAUUACUUAAUGUCAGCAAAUCUUUGAAGGUAGGAGGCCAUUUCUUUGGUACUCUUCCUGACUCUGAGUUCAUACGUUACAAAUUAAACAAAUUCGAUAAGACCGUCGAAAAGCCAUCGUGGGGAAAUUCGAUUUACAAAGUGACAUUCGAAAACAAUGAAUACGCGAAGAAUGAUCAUGAGUUUCCAUCUCCUUUUGGCCAAAUGUAUACUUAUUGGUUGGAAGACGCAAUCGACAAUGUUCCGGAGUACGUCGUGCCUUUUGAAACCCUGAGAAGUUUAGCCGAUGAAUAUGGACUUGAACUUGAAAUGCAAAUGCCUUUCAACAAAUUCUUCGUCCAAGAGAUCCCUCAUUGGAUAGAAAGAUUUUCUCCUCGAAUGAGAGAAGGUUUACAGAGAUCUGAUGGGAAAUACGGUGUCGAGGGCGACGAGAAAGAGGCUGCGUCAUAUUUUUACACAGUCUUCGCAUUUCGUAAGGUCAGAGAUUACAUUGAGUAG